This is a messenger RNA of Penicillium hordei, 507 nucleotides long. RefSeq lists its product as uncharacterized. The coding region runs from base 1 to 507 and encodes 168 amino acids. The record is from RefSeq and is a predicted model, not a curated record. The transcript is spliced from 2 exons. NCBI's taxonomy places the organism in Eukaryota, Fungi, Ascomycota, Eurotiomycetes, Eurotiales, Aspergillaceae.
AUGUCUAAUCACCUCAACAAAACAAUGCAGAUGAGCUCUCUUUCAUAUGCGGCAACUACAAAGUUUUUCGACACGGAAACUGCAGGGCACGAGCAGAAGAAGUGGGAGAAGUGGAUGGAGUGGAAGGGGUGGAUGGAGUGGAUGGAGUGGAUGGAGUGGAUGGAGUGGAUGGAGUGGAUGGAGUGGAAGGGGUGGAUGGAGUGGAUGGAGUGGAUGGAGUGGAUGGAGUGGAUGGAGUGGAUGGAGUGGAUGGAGUGGAUGGAGUGGAUGGAGUGGAUGGAGUGGAUGGAGUGGAUGGAGUGGAUGGAGUGGAUGGAGUGGAUGGAGUGGAUGGAGUGGAUGGAGUGGAUAGGCCGUCAUCGUGGCUGUGAAUCAUCACAUUAUGGCCUGCUUCUGAUUUUCCUGGCUCCAUGCUCUGGAAUUACACACCGUGCGGUUGAUGCACAUCAUGACGUGUCACAUGCAAUCGAUGCAACUAGGAUAAGUCAAGCAAAUUGCACUUUGUAA